Messenger RNA from Rhea pennata, 3697 nucleotides. It is a transcript of the gene RHOBTB2, whose product is annotated as Rho related BTB domain containing 2. Gene Ontology annotation, molecular function: protein kinase binding; GTP binding; GTPase activity. The record is from RefSeq and is a predicted model, not a curated record. Lineage: Eukaryota; Metazoa; Chordata; Aves; Rheiformes; Rheidae. Bases 198 to 2912 code for a protein of 904 amino acids. Gene Ontology annotation, biological process: small GTPase-mediated signal transduction; regulation of cell shape; establishment or maintenance of cell polarity. The transcript has 12 exons. Gene Ontology annotation, cellular component: cytoskeleton; cell projection; cytoplasmic vesicle.
CCGUUCACGCGCUUGCUGGGGGGGCUCCCGCGAGCCCCCCGGGAGCGGGCCACCUCGCCUCGCCGCUCGGCAUCCCGGAGCGGAGGAGAGGCGCUCGGCAUCGCUCCUUGGGGGCGGGCAAAGGCCGGCGCCCGCCGUCUCCCCAGGCCACCGUGGGAAAGCCCUGGGGCUGCCAGGCGAGGAGGAGGAGCUGCGGGAUGAGGAAGGCUGCAUCCUCCGCGUGCGGCCGGGCCGGCGCCCUGCGUGGGGGCCGCUCUGGGCGUGCAGCACCCUCCCUCGCCCCCCUCCAGCGACACGGGCGCCGUCCCCGCGCCCACCGCGCGGCUGAGCUGGAAGCUGCCAGCGCUUCCCCUUCCCACCCAGCGCCGCCGACCACGCUGCCUCCCGUGGGAACGCGCCGCGCACGUGACCAGGCAGCAGCGCGGGGUGCCCGGGGCACGCCGGCACCCCAAUUAGAAGAUCACAUGGGCAAGUGUAUAAAAACGGAUCCUACCUGCCCGGGCCGGUCACCACCUGCAGCAACCGCGGGCGCCCGUCGCCGGAGCCCGGCACGCCGGAGAGCGGCGGGACGGUGCAGCCCGGGGGCCCGGCCGCGAGCCCCCCUCCAGGCCAGAACCAGCCGCGAGAAAGAGAUGGCAACGCACGAGAAAGGUCGCCGCGGCGUGAGGAUGGCAGCGAUGGCGCGCAGCCUGUCCCAAUUAAUGGAUUCUGACAUGGAUUAUGAGAGGCCAAACGUAGAAACUAUCAAGUGCGUCGUGGUCGGGGACAACGCGGUGGGCAAAACCCGGCUCAUCUGUGCCCGUGCCUGCAACGCCACGUUGACCCAGUACCAGCUGCUCGCCACCCACGUGCCCACCGUCUGGGCCAUCGACCAGUACCGCGUUUGCCAGGAGGUGCUGGAGCGCUCCCGGGACGUGGUAGACGAUGUUAGCGUGUCCCUGCGGCUCUGGGACACCUUUGGAGACCACCACAAGGAUAGGCGCUUCGCUUAUGGGAGGUCAGAUGUUGUGGUUUUGUGCUUCUCCAUCGCGAACCCGAACUCCCUGCACCAUGUGAAGACCAUGUGGUACCCAGAGAUCAAACACUUCUGUCCCCGCGCUCCCGUCAUCCUGGUAGGCUGCCAGCUCGACCUGCGCUAUGCCGACCUGGAGGCCGUGAACCGGGCACGGCGGCCCUUGGCCAGGCCUAUCAAACCUAAUGAGAUCCUUCCCCCAGAGAAGGGGAGGGAGGUGGCCAAGGAGCUGGGGAUCCCCUAUUACGAGACGAGUGUGGUGGCCCAGUUUGGCAUCAAGGACGUCUUUGACAAUGCCAUCCGUGCUGCCCUCAUCUCCCGCCGGCACCUGCAGUUCUGGAAGUCCCACCUCCGCAACGUGCAGCGGCCCCUGCUGCAAGCCCCCUUCCUGCCCCCCAAACCUCCUCCACCCAUCAUCAUCGUCCCAGAUCCUCCUUCCAACAAUGAGGAACGUCCGGCCCACCUCCUGGAGGACCCCCUGUGCGCAGACGUCAUCCUGGUGCUGCAAGAGAAGAUCAGAAUCUACGCACACAAGAUCUACCUCUCCACCUCCUCCUCCAAGUUUUGUGAUCUGUUCCUCAUGGACCUGAGCGAGGAGGACCAGCAGAGCGUGGCAGGGCAUGGUUUUGGGGGCGCCAUCACCACGGCUGCUGAGCGGAUGCUGCACCAAGAGGAGAGGCACCACGCGCGGGAUUUCCUCCUCCGAGCUGCUAGUUUUGACAUCUGUGAGAGUGCCGAGGAGGCUGGCUCCGGCCAGCGAAAACCGUGCCUUAGAGCCUCCACCAGUGAUGGGAUCCUGCGGGGCAACAGGUAUGAGAACGGGGAGCGUGGGCUGCGGCGGGGAAGGGAUCUCUCUUCUUGGAGUCGGGCCUUCAUCAGCAUCCAGGAGGAGAUGGCGGAAGACCCCCUGACCUACAAGUCUAAGCUCAUGGUCGUGGUGAAGAUGGAUGCUUCUAUCCAACCGGGUCCUUUCCGGGCCGUGCUGAAGUACCUGUACACAGGGGAGCUGGAUGAAAAUGAGCGGGACCUCAUGCACAUUGCUCACAUUGCUGAGCUGCUGGAGGUGUUUGACCUCAGAAUGAUGGUGGCCAACAUCCUCAACAACGAGGCAUUUAUGAACCAGGAGAUCACCAAAGCCUUCCAUGUCCGGAGGACCAACCGGGUGAAGGAAUGCCUGGCCAAGGGGACUUUCUCUGAUGUCACCUUUGUGCUGGACGACGGUGCUAUCAGUGCCCACAAGCCCCUGCUCAUCUCCAGCUGCGACUGGAUGGCGGCGAUGUUUGGCGGUCCCUUCGUGGAGAGCUCCACCAACGAGGUGGCGCUCCCUCACACCAGCAAGAGCUGCAUGCGGGCCGUGCUGGAGUACCUGUACACGGGGCAGUUCAGCUCCAGCCCGGACCUCGACGACAUGAAGCUCAUCAUCCUGGCGAACCGCCUCUGCCUGCCGCACCUGGUGGCUCUCACCGAGCAGUACACGGUCACGGGGCUGAUGGAGGCGGCGCAGAUGAUGGUGGACAUCGACGGGGACGUGCUGGUGUUCCUGGAGCUGGCUCAGUUCCACUGCGCCUACCAGCUCGCCGACUGGUGCCUCCACCACAUCUGCACCAACUACAACAACGUCUGCCGCAAGUUCCCCCGGGACAUGAAGGCCAUGUCGGGAGAGAACCAGGAGUACUUCGAGAAGCACCGCUGGCCGCCGGUCUGGUACCUGAAGGAGGAGGACCACUACCAGCGGGCGAGGAAGGAGCGGGAGAAGGAAGACUACCUCCACCUGAAGCGGCAGCCCAAGAGGCGGUGGCUCUUCUGGAACGCCUCCUCCUCCCCGUCCGCCACCUCGCCUUCGGCCGCCGCCGCCGCCUCCUCCUCCUCCUCCUCCUCUUCCUCCUCGGCCGUGGUUUGAAGGCCUGGCCUCCUUGCUCCGGCGGGGAGGUGUCGAAGGACCUUCCCAGCGCCUGGCAGAGUGGACACCAGCAGCUCCCCCCUCGAGGAGCCAGAGCAGGGGCCCAGAGGGGCCCGGACCCGCUCCCGGCUGGCGCCGCGCCGGAGGCGGCACGGGGCUGCCGGUCCUCCGGCAGGGACGGAGCGGCAGGAGAAAGUCACGUUUACAGGAGCACGGGGAGGGGGGGUGGUUUGCCCUUUUUUUUUUUUUUUUUUUUUUUUUUUUUUUUUUUUUUAAAAAAAAAAAAGAGCACUGACAGCCUGAGGAAGGAGAAACUCAUUCUGGUGCCACUCUAAGUCCAACCCAGAAGUUGCAGGAUUUGCUCACCGCUUCCCCUCGGACACCGCCGUUCCCGCCUGCGAGCGAGCGGCCGCUUUCCCUCGGCCGUGCCCGGGCUGCCCCCGGCACCGCGCUCCCGGACUGAGGCUGGAUGCCGCUCGCCCGCGCCCGGCAGUCCGGCACCGGAGACGUUUCGCGGCGGGUGCUGCUUCUCCCCGGGCGCCGGUGGGGGUGCGGAGGAGCCGCGGGGCACGGAGCCCGCUGCUCCCCUGCGCCUUCCCGCGCCGCUUCCGCAGCAGCGGGAAUCCCCAAAGGCGACCUCUCUCCAGCAUUUUUAAAAAGAAAAAGCAAAAAAAAAAAAAAAAAAAAAAAGAUGAGACACCCCACACCAGAAACCGAGCCCCAGGGCCCCGGCUUGGGCUUGCAGCCUGGACGGCUCCCUCGUAAUAAACGGUGUUUUAAAAGCC